Messenger RNA from Trichoplusia ni (cabbage looper), 1492 nucleotides. RefSeq lists its product as uncharacterized. The record is from RefSeq and is a predicted model, not a curated record. The transcript has 6 exons. Gene Ontology annotation, molecular function: ubiquitin-protein transferase activity; zinc ion binding. NCBI's taxonomy places the organism in Eukaryota, Metazoa, Arthropoda, Insecta, Lepidoptera, Noctuidae. The coding region runs from base 112 to 1419 and encodes 435 amino acids. Gene Ontology annotation, biological process: protein ubiquitination.
AAAUAAUUUAACACAAAACGUCAAAUUGAUAUGUCAAACACUGCAUCAUUCAUACAAGAUUUAUUUUAAUUAUAUUUUCUUUAAAAUAAUACAAAUGGUACGCAAGUAUUGAUGGAAGACGACGAAAAAAAUAAAAGAACAGAUGAAGAUAAAACUACGUCGGAAGAAGUGAAAGCAAUUAAUGAUAAAAGUGUACGAGCAGCUCUCCCAAGCGAUGAUGCAGGCCCGUCCGGAACGAUAACCCUGCCAGGAGCCGUGCACCACGCGAAAUGUCCUCUCCAAGCCAAGCCUGGCAUAUCUAAAUCUGAACAUAGCAUAAGACACAUCAUAACGAGCAAAGAUGUCACAAAUGCCUUGAAAUCUCUAAGCUUUGCUGCACCUGCACAAGCUAUCAAAAACUUAAACCUCAAGGAGCUUAAAAUCCCUAUCCUAGACAAUGAAGACACAGCCGAAAAAGAUGACUCCACGACUCUUAUCGAUCUUAAAAAGUUUAUGGCAUCAUGUUUCAAAGUAAACAGGGAAGCGCCGACCGCUAUUGUUCUAGGCGAGAUCUCGAACGUGCAAAACGUACGCACAGUAAUAAGUCCGGUGUCAGAACCACAAGAGAUUGCCAACUCUAGUUGCAAUCACGUCCAAACUGAAAGUGCUCCAAUAAACCUUCCAAAUGAAGUGAUUGUAACCAGUGGUGUUGAACCUAAGCUGUCCAAAUCUGAUAAAAAGAAGACUUCGGGGAGUCUCUCUGAGAGGUCCGACUUAGGAAUAGCUCAGAGAGAUUCGCUUUCAAGUAUCGGAUCAAAUGUUUGCAGAAUAUGUAUGACGCGAGGAAGGGAAAGAUUGAUAUCGCCAUGCAACUGUAAAGGGUCGCUGGCGAAUGUGCACCUCACGUGUCUGGAGAGAUGGCUCAACCAAGUGGGCAGGAACCAUUGCGAGCUAUGCGGGUUCAGUUACCCUGCGAUCCGCACGCCGCGGUACACGGUCCUACAAGCUCUCCGACUGUGGUUUGGGAAUCCUAGGAACAGGAGCCAUUUGCAGUCGGAUUGUCUGAUAUUCUGGCUUCUAUCUACCGUGACGGCCGGACUGCUCGCUGUAUGCAUCGUCGGAACACAAUACUUUGUGAUUGAAGGCAGCAAUUUUGGUAAGCUCGACGCUGGCGCUAUAAAAGAGGAAGGUGCAUCGGCAUUGACGUCACUCCAAGUCGAUUUCUUUCCAGGCAUUUCGCACCGCAUCACUGAAACGGCCAUGGAUUUCUUCAUGGCUAUCGUCCUAUGCGGUUAUUCUGUCACCGUGUACCUACUGUGGAAGGACCAUUACGUCAUGUGGAACAGGUGGCGAAGGGCCAAUGUCAACGUCAGACUACUACUAACGCCCGACGCCAACCCUGUACCGUUUGUACCAAGGGCUAGGUAUAAUGUGGUUUGAAUUUUUGCUUUAAUCUCGUGUUAUUUAGCAACUUUGUGUGAUCAGUAUUAAAUGGGAUGCUUCUUAGUUUCAA